Messenger RNA from Clarias gariepinus (North African catfish), 1459 nucleotides. RefSeq lists its product as uncharacterized. The coding region runs from base 180 to 1142 and encodes 320 amino acids. The transcript is spliced from 3 exons. Gene Ontology annotation, biological process: DNA integration. The record is from RefSeq and is a predicted model, not a curated record. Gene Ontology annotation, molecular function: nucleic acid binding. Lineage: Eukaryota; Metazoa; Chordata; Actinopteri; Siluriformes; Clariidae.
AAAUAACUAAACUCCUUAUUAGGGAAUAUGACACCAAGCUCCUUCAUCCAGGUCCUGAAAGAGUUCUAGCAGAGCUCAGACGUCAAUACUGGAUUUUGAGAGGCAGAGCCGCCAUCAAAAAACAUCAGCUUACUUGUGUUGACUGUCAAAGGUGGCGUGCUCAACCGAACCUUCCCAAAAUGGCAGACCUUCCACCAGCUCGUCUGAGGCUCUACAAACCUCCUUUCUAUUCCACCGGAAUGGACUGUUUUGGCCCAUUUACAGUAAAGAUAGGGCGCCGAACUGAGAAGAGAUGGGGAAUCGUCUUCAAGUGUAUGACCACUCGAUGCCUCCACUUAGAUCUACUAGAGAGCCUCGAUACAGAUGCCUUCUUGAUGGCUCUUCGGAGAUUUAUAGCCAGACGAGGGAAGCCCGCUGAACUCUACUCUGAUAAUGGUACUAACUUUGUUGGAGCGAACAGAGAAAUAAGGGAGGCUUAUGAAGGUAUGACACCUCAAUUAAAGGAGAAACUAGCUGAACAGAAAACCUCAUUCCGAUUUAUUCCCCCUAGUGCGCCACAUUUUGGUGGCAUUUGGGAGAGGGAAGUAAAAUCUGUAAAACAAGCGCUGAAGGUAAUCCUGAAGGAACGUACAGUCCCAGAAACCGUCCUCUGCACUGUUCUUAUUGAGGUGGAGGGAAUCAUGAAUGCUAAGCCUUUAGGCUAUGUAUCAUCUGACAUUGCUGAUCCAGACCCAAUCACACCUAGCAUCCUCCUCAUGGGCCGCCAUGACUCCUCACUACCACAAGUGAUGUAUGACUCCGGCAAUCUUCUUGGGACCAGGAGGUGGAGACAUAGCCAAAUACUCGCAGAUCAAUUCUGGACGAGAUUUAUCCACUAUUAUCUGCCAACGCUACAGGAAAGGCAAAAAUGGCUAAAGGACAACAGCAACGUUAGAGUCAACCAGGUAGUGCUCAUCAUUGACCCACAACUUCCACGAGCGCUCUGGCCUGUCGGGACAGUAACCCGGACCUUCCCUGGACCUGAUGGACAAAUACGGACGGUUGAGGUGCAGGUUCAAGAUCGCACAUAUGUAAGACCUGUAGCUCGUUUAGUUCCACUCCCUAAACUCGUUGACGACGACCACAAUAGUCCUACCGUUUAGUAAGGGCUUUCUCCCAGGUGCAAAUGUCCUGCACUGGACAUUUGGGGGCGGCUAUGUACGAAAGCCCAACAGCACCCCCUAGUGGUAUAUUAAUGUAUAAAGUUUACUCAUUCAGACAAGUCCAGGCAUGCCCAAAGACAACACCUAGAGGUUAGGUUGGACUGAAUUGUUUAGCACAUUCUGGACUACUGCCUGUUUAUUCCCGUGAGUGAUUGAUUAAAAAACCACACGCACACAAACACACCCCUGCAGCCACCAACACCUAUCCAACCAACAUUGUCAAAUGUCCAAUGCAUGCAGGAAUAAUCAAAAUAAAC